UAAUUAAAAAGGUGAAAAAUUCUCAAAUGUAAUCAUAAAUUGCUCCAAAAACACAGUUACUAUCCAUUAAUCAAAAUCCUAAUUCAGCCAAGGUAAUGCUUAUCCGUAUGUAUGUGUGUAUAUAUUUCCAUUUGUCUUUUAUAAAUACCCUUUAUCACACUUCAGAAAUCACGAGCAGAUUCUGAUAAUAGUAGUAGCAACUUUUUUUUGGUUUUGUUCUGCGAUUUGGUUUUUGUUGUUGAAGAAGAAGAUGGAACUUGAUCUUUCUCCAAAGUUGGCUAAGAAAGUUUAUGGUGAGAACGGUGGAAGCUAUCAUGCUUGGUGCCCCAAUGAACUCCCUAUGUUGCGUGAAGGUAACAUUGGUGCAGCCAAGUUGUCGCUCGAAAAAAAUGGCUUUGCCCUUCCUUGUUACUCUGAUUCUUCCAAGGUUGCCUAUGUUCUUCAAGGAGCUGGUGUUGCUGGAAUUGUCCUUCCUGAAUCAGAGGAGAAAGUGAUUGCAAUUAAGAAGGGUGAUGCUAUUGCUCUUCCUUUCGGUGUUAUUACCUGGUGGUAUAACAAGGAGGACACUGAAUUGGUGGUGCUCUUUAUGGGUGAUACCUCUAAAGGCCAUAAAGGUGGGCAGUUUACUGAUUUCUUUUUGACUGGCUCCAAUGGUAUCUUCACUGGCUUCACAACUGAGUUUGUGAAAAGAGCAUGGGACGUGGAUGACGAAACUGUUAAGGCACUUAUCGGGAACCAAACAGGCAAAGGCAUUGUGAAGCUGGAUGCAAAUGUUAAGAUGCCUGAACCAAAGCCAGAACACCGAAAAGGAAUGGCCUUGAACUGCGAGGAGGCUCCAUUAGAUACUGAUAUUAGGAAUGCUGGCAAUGUUGUGGUGUUGAAUACCAAAAAUCUACCUUUGGUUGGUGAGGUUGGGCUUGGUGCUGAUCUUGUUAGGUUGGAAGGAAAUGCAAUGUGCUCUCCUGGCUUUUCUUGUGAUUCAGCACUGCAGGUGACAUAUAUUGUUAAGGGAAGUGGUCGUCUCCAAGUUGUCGGUGUUGAUGGCAAAAGGGUCCUGGAAACCAUUGUGAAGGCAGGUAAUCUGUUGAUCGUACCAAGGUUCUUUGUCGUUUCAAAGAUUGCUGAUCCAGAUGGUUUGUCAUGGUUCUCUAUCAUCACCACUCCCAACCCUGUAUUCACCCACUUGGCUGGAAGUAUUGGGGCUUGGAAGGCGCUAUCUCCUGAAGUUCUUCAGGCAUCUCUCAAUGUUCCUGCUGAGACAGAGAAGGUUUUCCGCUCCAAGAGAACCAACGAUGCCAUCUUCUUUCCACCACCAAAUUGAAGAAACGAAGACUUCCUUUAGCUCUCUGCUUGUAUUAGUUAUUCAAUAAAUGCUUUUCAUGUAAGAGGAUGCUAUGGUAUUAAAACAUGGUUUAAGUUUUCUUAUAUGGGGUAAUAGUAUUUGCCUUUCAU
Molecule: messenger RNA, 1452 nt
Organism: Durio zibethinus
Lineage: Eukaryota; Viridiplantae; Streptophyta; Magnoliopsida; Malvales; Malvaceae
Product: glutelin type-D 1-like
Molecular function (GO): nutrient reservoir activity
Source: RefSeq, a predicted model, not a curated record